AUGGCUAUAGGCUUAGGCUCCGUCACCUCGUGGCGGCUUUGCUGUGUAGUACUGGCUGCGUUGACCCCUGUGGUCCGUGGCAGCCCAUCUGUCAAUGUUGCUUUACAAGCAUCAUUCGAUUCAGCACCGUAUCUUCUAGAGCUAUUAGAAACAGCUGCGGAGGAGAACUCAACGUCGUACUUCCCCCUACUCGAUCGUAUUGCGGAGGGAACAUUUGACGAUGCGACCACAGAAAAGCAGCUUUAUGACCGUUUCCUACAAGUCGUGUAUGAUGAUGGACAUCUCAGCGCCCCGGAACUUUUGUCGUCGUUCAAGCUGUCUCUGGCGAUUCGAUCGGCGGCCCCUCGAAUCACGGCGCACUAUCAGUUCUAUAAUGCGUCUGUCCAGCAUUCGUUGAUGGCGGCGCAGGAUGCCGCAUGUCCUGUCUGGGUUCAUUCGGAGGGUAAACAGUAUUGCUCCUCCAGUAUGGAGCGUGCCCAGCAGGACGUGAUGGGAGAGUCAGAUCCGCGAGAACUUCCCUUCGAUCGUGUGCUAGGAGAUAUAUCGCUUCCACCGGCCAUUCUGUAUGGGGAUAUUGCGUCUCCCAUGUUCAGGGACUUUCAUCAUACCUUGAGUACGCUCGCCAAGGAAGGGCAGGUCUCGUAUCGUGUGCGCUACCGACCACCUCAGCAUUGGAUAUCUCGUCCCCUCUUUGUCUCUGGUUAUGGUGUCGAACUUGCUCUCAAGCGGACGGAUUAUAUUGUGAUUGAUGACCGUGAUGCUGGGAAAAGGAGCCAAAAGGAUUCGGGGAGUUCUGAGUCGGCUAGCGUGGAGGAAGAAUCGCCUGAUGACCUGGGAGCCCUGUCUUCCUCAGAAGUGGCCCGUCUCGGUCUGAACACGGUCAGCUACGUGAUGGACAGUGAAGAGCCCUUGGAUACGCUUGUGAGGAUUUCUCAGGACUUUCCCAAGCACUCCGCCAAGAUCGCGGCCUACAGUGCGUCAGACGCUCUGCUGAAAGAUAUCCGUACGAGCCGGCUUGGAAUGCUUCCUUCAGGCGUCAAUGCUAUGUGGAUCAAUGGCGUUCAGAUUGAUCCUCGUCAGGUAGACGCAUUCACACUUUUGGAUCACCUCCGUCGCGAAAGAAAACUAAUCGACAAAUUUCGGGGCAUUGGACUUUCUGCUAAGGAAGCUGUCGAUUUGCUCUGCCAUCAGACCCUCGGAGAGACACUGGCGAAGGAUUCCCCUCCGCGUUACAACUACCGGGACCAAAUUGAGGGCGGCGGCGUGAUCAUCUGGAUGAACGACCUAGAAAAGGAUACAAAAUACCAAUCAUGGCCAGACGACCUCUCGGCAUACCUUCAGCCCAUGUACCCGGGCCAACUCCCCGCUGUGCGGCGCGAUGCGCAUAAUAUUGUCGCCCCUGUGGAUCUCACUAGCUCUGAUGACAUGGAGCUGGUCGUCAAGACUCUCCAGGUGUUUGUCAAGAGGAAGAUCCCAGUGCGAUUUGGUUUGGUACCUCUUGCUUCGUCUCCGGGAUCCGUCGCGCAACUCAAAGUCGCUCAUUAUCUCCAUGAGACUUUUGGUCUGGCCAGCCUGAUCCACUAUUUGGAAGAGUCCGCAGCCAAGAAGAAGAUAGGGUCUCCGGACAAGGCCACCUUCCAACAUGCCACCAAGGAUCGAACUUCGCGGCCCAAUAAGCAAAUCCGGUCAUUCGACGAGAUUUUGAAGAGCGAUGAGCUUGAGAUCCUGGUUUCCCGAACCAAGCAAUAUCAGGAUCGACUUGGAAUCAAGGGCAACGCACCAUAUAUCUUGGUGAAUGGAGUCUUUGUUCCUCGGGACGACAACUGGCCUCAAGAAAUGAGUAUGAGGGUUGGUCGCGACUUGCAGACCAUCCAACAAGGAGUCGUGGAUGGAUCUAUCGAGGAAGAUACCUGGCUUCCCGAACUUUUCCUCUCGGAAGCAUUCGAUCGCCGCAAUCCCUUGAUAAUCCCCGAGGAUUCAAAGGAUAUCCGAAUUGUGGACAUCUCGAAACUAGCAGAGUCUAGGGGAGAGUCCGCUGAUACCCUUCGCAUUUCAUCUGAGACGGAUACACUCGACAGUAAGCACCUGAUCGUUGUCGGAGACUUUGACUCCGAGAACGGCCUGAAGUUGCUUGUUGAGGCUCUUGAACAUCGGGAGACACACGGCGAAGUGGAGAUGGUUCUGAUUCAUAACCCAGCUCCUGAUGUAGAGACGGAAAGCGGAUCUACCCUGGUCUAUAACUCAUUGAAGGGGACAGACAAAGUGGAUGCUUCCCGAGUUCUAAGCGAUUUGAAGACUGCGGAAAUCACCAACUUUCCGGAAACAGAGGCAAAGAAAAUGUCACAGUUUUGGGAGGCGCAGCAGGCCUUGGCUAGAGAUCUUGGAUUUUCGCCUGGGACGAAUGGCGUCAUUGUCAACGGCAGAGCGAUUGGGCCUCUCCCAGAUGGAUCGACGCUAUCGAAAGAAGAUCUGGACGGACUUCUGGCCUACGAACAGGCGAGGAGAAUAGGUCCUGUUGCAAAGGCCGCAAAAGAUCUCGGUUUGGAGUCGAAGCUCUCUGGCCCUCUUGCGCUUGCCGAACUUAGCUCUCUUGCGGCUCUUUCGACCGUGUCCGACGUUCCUGAGGGCAUUUUUGAACAGAUGUCCAACAUCAGAAUGGAUCUGUUCAAGAAAUGGAACGAUUUGCGGUCUGUCAUAACUGUUUCGACUUCUGAAGAUCCAGCUAUCAUCAUCGCUGCUUCUAUUGAUCCUACAUCGGAAACAGCACAGAAAUGGCUGCCAAUCUUGAAGGUGCUCUCGAAAUUAGCCGGUGUCCGGGUCACAUUGGCCCUGAACCCACGUGAUGAGAUCCAGGAGCUACCAACGAAGCGAUUCUAUCGCUAUGUCUUGGACUCGGAGCCAUCGUUCAACGAUGAUGGAACUCUUGCAAGGCCCACUGCCACCUUUUCUGGCGUGCCGGUGGAGGCACUUCUCACAUUGGGCAUGGAUGUCCCAUCCCCCUGGCUCGUUGCUCCUAAGGAAUCGAUCUACGACCUGGACAACAUCAAAUUGAGCUCCUUGAAACCAGAUGCCAAUGUUGACGCCAUCUACGCACUCGAACACAUCUUGAUUGAAGGACAUUCGCGCGAUGUCACGGUCAAGACUGCCCCGAGGGGAGUUCAGCUAAUUCUCGGCACCGAAGACAAUCCUCACUUCGCUGAUACUAUCAUCAUGGCAAAUUUGGAUUAUUUCCAGUUCAAAGCUCAGCCGGGACUGUGGAAGAUCAAUCUUAAACCUGGCCGCAGUCAGCGCAUUUUCAACCUUGACAGUGUCGGCGGCCAGGGGUACAGUCCGCACCCGGGUGAUGAGAACAGCGAAGUUGCACUCCUCUCAUUCCAAGGGAAGACUCUAUUCCCUCGCCUUUCGCGUAAGAAGGGCCAGGAGAUGGAAGAUGUCCUAGACACAGACGUCAAAUCCGGCUCAGCGAUGGACUACGUAUCUAAGGGCUUCAACUUUGCUCAGGGUGUACUCUCAAGCGUAGGUGUUGGUUCUAAAGAUGGUUUGGCUGAGAAGCAGGCGGACAUCAACAUCUUCUCUGUGGCGAGCGGUCACCUGUACGAGCGAAUGCUGAACAUCAUGAUGGUGUCCGUGAUGCGAAACACCAAGCAUACCGUCAAAUUCUGGUUUAUCGAACAAUUCCUCUCGCCUUCAUUCAAAUCCUUCCUUCCCGAUCUGGCGAAAGAAUAUGGCUUUUCGUACGAAAUGGUCACAUACAAAUGGCCGCACUGGCUUCGAGCGCAGCGGGAGAAACAAAGGGAGAUCUGGGGAUACAAGAUCCUCUUCUUGGACGUCCUUUUCCCGCUUUCACUAGAUAAGGUCAUCUUCGUGGAUGCCGAUCAAAUCGUGCGCACGGAUAUGUACGACCUCGUCUCUCUAGAUCUCGAGGGCGCGCCAUACGGCUUCACACCCAUGUGCGAUUCCCGCGAGGAGAUGGAAGGCUUCCGCUUCUGGAAGCAAGGAUACUGGAAGAACUUCCUCCGCGGUCUCCCCUAUCACAUCUCAGCGCUGUACGUGGUAGAUCUAAACCGCUUCCGGGCGCUUGCGGCCGGCGAUCGUCUUCGCGGACAGUAUCAGAUGCUCUCGGCCGAUCCCAACAGUCUGAGUAAUCUCGACCAAGACCUGCCGAACCAUAUGCAGCAUCACAUCCCGAUCAAGAGCCUUCCCCAGGAGUGGCUGUGGUGCGAGACCUGGUGCUCGGACGAGUCGCUUAGCACGGCGAGAACGAUAGAUCUGUGUAAUAACCCGCAAACAAAGGAGCCCAAACUGGACAGGGCCCGAAGACAGGUUCCUGAAUGGACGAAAUAUGACGAUGAAAUUGCGGCAUUGGCGGAAAGAGUCGCCUUGGAGCAACAACGACAACAGCUGGAAGAGAUGGAGUCUGCAGAUCAAGACGAGGAGUCUGGUUGGGAAAAGGAUGAGCUCUAG
Messenger RNA from Aspergillus fischeri NRRL 181, 4464 nucleotides. Its product is annotated as putative UDP-glucose:glycoprotein glucosyltransferase. Gene Ontology annotation, cellular component: endoplasmic reticulum. Bases 1 to 4464 code for a protein of 1487 amino acids. Gene Ontology annotation, molecular function: UDP-glucose:glycoprotein glucosyltransferase activity. The transcript has 5 exons. Lineage: Eukaryota; Fungi; Ascomycota; Eurotiomycetes; Eurotiales; Aspergillaceae. The record is from RefSeq and is a predicted model, not a curated record.